Molecule: messenger RNA, 192 nt
Organism: Pisolithus orientalis
Lineage: Eukaryota; Fungi; Basidiomycota; Agaricomycetes; Boletales; Pisolithaceae
Exons: 2
Source: RefSeq, a predicted model, not a curated record
CCGGGGUUCGAUAACACUUAUCGAUCAGAGCGAGAUAUACUCCGCACGAUCGCUGGGUGGCUGGGGGAGAAAUACCGCAACGAGGUCAAACUGACCGGCAUCAUCUACACGCAUCAUCGGAUGUCGGGAUCAAUAUGCAAGCACCUCCACAUGUUGAGCCGGUUGUGUGGAGACAGGGCUGUCGGGCGUGUG